AUGGCAUCGAACGAUUUUGUCAUAAUCGAUGAGGCAUCAACGUCGUCGUCAUCAUCAUUUUCUGCUUCAUCUUCAUCAUUAACUUCUUCGUCUUCAUUAUGUUCAUCAAUAACUUCCUCAUCUUCAUCAUGUUCAUCAUUAACUUCUUCAUCUUCAGCUACAACUAAAUUAACAAUUAAUAAAACAACAUCGAAUAAACGAAAACCAAUGUUAACAGUCCAUGGUUAUUAUUUUCAAAUGAAAAAUUAUAAUAAAGCCAAGACAAUCAAGUUUUGGCGAUGCGCAAAUCGAAGUUGUGGUGUACUUUUACAUACCAAUUUCAAUGAUGAGUUUGUACGUUUUUCUGGUAGUAUGACCGAGCACUCUCAUCCACCAAAUCCGGCUGAAUUAGAAAUAAGAAAUUUGAGAGAAGAAAUGCGAAAACGAGCUGAACAUGAGUUAUUACCAUUACAAGAAAUUGCCGAACAAGAAGUUCGAAAAGGUUUACUCACAGGUGAAGCUCUUGCAGUUUUACCAAAUAUUCUUAAUCUAGGUAUUCCGGUGGUAUAUUCACUACUUCCUGAUCGUAAAGCAUUUACAUAUAUGUAUUUAUUUAAUAUUUUAUUUUCUGAAGCAAAAAAACGUAAUAAAACAUUUGAUCCUUCUUUGAUAAUGACUGAUUUUGAACCAGGUACUGCUAAAGCAAUCUCACUCGAGGCGAUUUAUCGUAAUGUUCAAUUUAAUGGUUUAUCAUCAACUUACUUGGAGAAUGUUAUGGUUCGUAGCGUAAUUCGACGGAUGAUGGCUUUGGCAUUAGUUCCUCCAGAACAUGUUCCAUCAUUAUUUGCACGACUUGGUGAAGAACUUAAUCCAGAAGAACGAGAUGAACUACUUGGUUUAUUUAAAUAUUUUAAUAGUCAGUGGAUGAAGCAAAUACCAAUGUGGAAUGUUUUUGAUAUUUCAGAUAGGACAAAUAAUUAUAGUGAGGGUAUGUAA
This is a messenger RNA of Rotaria sordida, 975 nucleotides long. The record is from the annotation of a GenBank genome assembly. NCBI's taxonomy places the organism in Eukaryota, Metazoa, Rotifera, Eurotatoria, Philodinida, Philodinidae.